AUUAGAUGUUGUAGUCAUUUCUAUAAUUGGUUGGAUGAUUUUUAAAUUAUAUUUUUAAACCACUUUUUAGAAAAAAAUAAAAUUUUUAAUCUUUGUACACUAAAGAAUAACAUCAUGUAUUGUGAAACGAAAAGAGUAAGAAAGAGAUAGAAACAUAUCUCAUUUGAGAAACUUCAAAAACUCUAUGAAAUAGUUUGAAGACAUGUCAAUUUAUGAUUAGUUUAUUUUAUUUUCAAUUUAUGAGCUGUAAAUACUAACAUAAAUAUAUAAAAACCUCUUUUACUUUAUUUAGCGCUAGAAAGUGUUCUCAGUGUCAAGUUUUUUGACAAUCGGUUGCAGCAAGAACCAUCAGUCCUUGAGUUUAUUUCGUGUUUUUGUUGUAGCCUAAAACUCUUUUUGGUUCUAUGAGUGUACGAUUUUCAUAACCAUGGUUCUUUUUUUAUGGUAGAGUGUAAAACAAUAAUGGUAUGUUUUUUUGGUCAGUUAACCAAGUUUUAAAGAUAGAUUUAAUUAACAGUAGCCUGACACAUGAAACUUCGAUGCCGAAAGAGCUCUAAGAUCAAAGACGAAUCUUUUUAAACAUACACGUGAUUUUUGUGUCUCCCAAGACCAUCUUAGGCGGUCCAUGUUUUCAUACUAUAGUAGAAAAACUUGAUUAAGUCAUUACACUAAUUUGUAACAGUAAUUACAGCUUGCAUCGCAGAAGUUCGUUAUCAUUUACAAUUAUCAUCACAUGCCAGACACAAUCAAUACACUAUUUAAUAAGCCUAGUCAUUCGUAUAUUUAUAUAUACGUAUAUGAUGUUAGUAAUGAGCUACUCCAUUAUUUAUACUACAUAAAUACUCCACUAUAGGUUCUGAUCUCGUAGUACUAUUUAAUGAACUCCAUCGAAUAACUACUCGCAAGUCUUUUUAUUUCUCUCUUUGUAUGAUCUCUCUCGUCUAACUUCAAAGAAGCAAAAAAAUGAGAAAGAACGUAAGUAGUAGUGGUGAAGAAGGAAACAACGAGUACAAGAAAGGUUUGUGGACCGUAGAAGAAGACAAGAUCCUUAUGGAUUAUGUCAAAGCUCAUGGCAAAGGCCACUGGAAUCGUAUUGCCAAAAAAACUGGUUUAAAGAGAUGUGGAAAGAGUUGUAGACUGAGGUGGAUGAACUAUCUCAGCCCAAAUGUGAAAAGAGGCAAUUUCACCGACCAAGAAGAAGAUCUUAUCAUUAGGCUCCACAAGUUGCUUGGCAAUAGGUGGUCUUUGAUUGCUAAAAGAGUGCCGGGUCGGACAGACAAUCAAGUGAAGAAUUACUGGAACACGCAUCUUAGUAAGAAACUCGGAACCAAAGAUCCCAAAAACAAGCCGAGCAAUGGUGAUAUUGUUUAUCAGAUCAAUCUCACAAAUCCUACUGAAACAUUGGAAGAAACAAAAAUCUGGAAUAUUAACGACAACGAUGAAAUUCAAGAAGAUCGUCACGGAAGUAACUAUCUGAGUUCACUUUGGGUUCAUGAUGAUGCGUUUGAACUAAGUACACUCACCAACAUGAUGGACUUUCUAGACGGACACUGCUUUUGAUGUUUUUUUUUGAAUUGGUUUUCUUUUCGUCUUGUUAUCUUCGUAGCUGAUCAAACACUAAUACAUCAACGAUCUUAAGCUAAAAGUUGUUGAUGUGGUAGUGUAUGAUUGGCUAAGUCUUUUAAUUAGGUUAACUUUCUUGGGUUUAAUAUAUAUGCUUGAAACUCGAUGCAUCAAUAUAUGUUAUGUCGGUUUCUUCCUAAACAAUGUCUAUUGUAUUUUAUUGUGUUAAAUGUUCAUAUAAUUUUUUAAAAAUGUGAUUUUAAGA
Molecule: messenger RNA, 1828 nt
Organism: Brassica napus (rape)
Lineage: Eukaryota; Viridiplantae; Streptophyta; Magnoliopsida; Brassicales; Brassicaceae
Product: transcription factor WER
Exons: 3
Coding region: 964-1560 (198 amino acids)
Source: RefSeq, a predicted model, not a curated record